Messenger RNA from Aspergillus fischeri NRRL 181, 1884 nucleotides. RefSeq lists its product as uncharacterized. The transcript has 9 exons. The record is from RefSeq and is a predicted model, not a curated record. The coding region runs from base 1 to 1884 and encodes 627 amino acids. NCBI's taxonomy places the organism in Eukaryota, Fungi, Ascomycota, Eurotiomycetes, Eurotiales, Aspergillaceae.
AUGGCCCAGCGAUCGAACCCGCCAAGACGCGUACGGCGUAAAUUUGCUCAUACAGAUUCCUCGACCAGUACCUCCUCGAGCAGAAUAUCGGACGAAGAUGACAUCCAGCUGCGACACGGUCCACGAUACGGGCAAAACCCCCUUACUGCGAAAAAGCUUCUCCUAUGCCUCGAUUAUGGAACGACCCUAACUUCAAUUUCAUAUGUCACCUUUGAUCCAGAUGACCCUCCUAUAGAGGUCCAUCCAAGAGCGGUCCGAUGCGUAGCAAACUGGCCUGCGGCUAGUCGAUUCGUCAACGCAGCGAGCCCAUUUGUGCCUAGCGAAAGCUGGUACCGUGACGGGAAUUUCCUGUGGGGCCAUGAGGUGCAACAUACGCUACGCAAUCUAUCAGAGAACGAUGAUGUAGAGUCAAUGAACUGUAUCAUCCAGCUUCCGAAACUGUUACUGGAUGAUGACGGGGAGAGCGUUGAAAAUGACCGGCUGUCACAGCCGAGGAGCGCACUCCGCAAGGUAGGUAGAACUGCCAGGGAAGCCAUUAGAGACUAUCUCAUGAAAGUCUUCAAGCAUACCCAUGGCCAAUUGGGGAAAUAUGAGGGCUUUAAUAAUACUUGGGAGGUCGAACUAGUGCUGUGCGUGCCUUCUAAGUGGUCAACCUAUGCGCAUCUCACAAUGCAGGAAAUUCUGCUUGAGGUAGUGGAGAAGACGGAUAUGAAGGGGAGGGAGUUUUCUAUAUUUAUUAUUGAUGAGCCUGAAGCUGCAGUAACCUUUGCACUGCGCCACGAAAACAUCCGCGAAAAUAUUGAAAAAGGGUCCAACUUCAUUGUGUGCGAUGCUGGAGGUGGUACUGUUGAUGCGAUCACCUAUAAGGUGCGGCAGGAUCCUCCCUUUAGAGUUGACGAAAUAGCCACCCCAGCCGGGAAAGACUGUGGUUCAAGCUAUAUAAACCAGGCUUUUAUUAAAGAAAGCAGAGAAAGACUGGCACACAUCAUUGAACUGGGCUGGGAACCCGUAUAUUCCAAAGAAGCAGUCCUUCAAGAACACGUAUUUCUUAAUUUUGAGCACGAAUUAAAACGAAACUACGAUCCAGCUGACUGGAAGGAGGGUGAGAGUAGAAGUCUCCGCGUUUUCGGCCUUAGGGAGGACCCGACGAGGAAUUUUGGGAACUCGAUGUUUUUCAUCACAAAGCGAAGCCUUGAAGGGACCGUGGAUUUGAUCAGGGAACAGCUGGAGCAACUUAAUGACCAAGAGGUCAAGGUCAUUCUCCUCCUCGGUGGGUUUUCUCGUUCGCCGGCCCUGAAGCGCUGCCUGGACAAUUCUUUUGGGCGAGACAUUGGAGUCAUCAUAUCUCGGGGCGGGGUUCUUCGUGCCCUAAAUAAAGUGGACGGCCCACGCCGCAAGCUCAGGCUGAAUCUGGGAGUUUGUCUCAGCGAACCAUACGACGAGAGAUUCCCGGGUCAUUUAGCUGCCCCAUGGUUCUAUAAUUCUCUCAAUAAAAAGAGAUAUGACCGGGUCGUCGCCCAAGGAGAGUCUGCUGAAAUUUGUAUGCAUCGCGCAUUUGAAGUGGGCCAGGAGAUGGCCGCUUAUGAGACUAUCUAUUUUUCGGACCAGCGGGUCUUCCAGCACUACCGCAUAGAUCACUCCAAGAAUCGUGGCCACCGCAAAGCGGGAGUCGUCGAGGCAUCCCUUGAUGUCCUCCGGAGGAGAAACAUGCUGGAGGAGAAAAUUAACGAGGACGGCGAUGUGUACUAUGAAGUCCACUACAGCAUCAAACUGGAAGUGAAUGGCCGCAAUGUCAAGGCAACGAUUCAUUGCCCUCCAGGACAAGAAGUCCAAGGAGAAGCACAAAUUUGUAUUGCCGCUGCUUUCAAUCCUGGGACGAAUUGA